Callorhinchus milii (elephant shark) is the source of this 4162-nucleotide messenger RNA. Its product is annotated as calcium/calmodulin-dependent protein kinase kinase 2. Gene Ontology annotation, biological process: protein phosphorylation; activation of protein kinase activity; CAMKK-AMPK signaling cascade. The record is from RefSeq and is a predicted model, not a curated record. NCBI's taxonomy places the organism in Eukaryota, Metazoa, Chordata, Chondrichthyes, Chimaeriformes, Callorhinchidae. Gene Ontology annotation, molecular function: protein kinase activity; ATP binding. The coding region runs from base 184 to 1878 and encodes 564 amino acids. The transcript is spliced from 17 exons.
GACGGGGCCGAGAGCGCGGUGUGUCCGGUGCUCGGGAGCCUCCGCCGCCUCUCGCCGCCGCCGCCUCCGCCGGCGGCUCCUGUCAUGUCCGCGCGCUUUGGGGACGCGGUCGGCGAACGACUGUCAUGAAGGCAGUUCUUAGACACGUGAGCAAUCCAUUUGGAUGAAGCGGUGAAAAGCACCAUGUCAUCAUGUGUCUCAAGCAGGCCUGUUGGCAGAGAAGAACAGUGUGGCAGUGAGGACCAGAAGCAGCUAGACAUUAGUUGCAGUCUGUCAUCCCUGAACAUGGAGUCGUUUAUCAUUGUAACGGAAUACGAUCCGAUUGCUUCCGAUAGUGAGCUGGGAGAUAAUGGACAGGCCAUCCUCAAAGACGAACCUAUGCAACAGGCGAAUGAAGAGAUCAAGCCAUCCAGUCUGAGAAUUUCAGGGCGCUUAGAGAGAGCUAGAUCCGAAGAUGUCCGAGAUCACAGGGCCAGGCUUAACAUGUCCAGUCGGAAGCUGUCCCUUCAAGAAAGACCUCAGUCACCUGCCAGUACCCCAGGCACGAAUGGAUGUUAUAUCUAUCCCUCUUUGCUAUAUUCUCCGGUUAUAUCGCCACAUUCCUCUCCUCGCUUGCCUCGCCGACCAACAGUGGAGUCUCACCGAGUAUCUAUCACGGAUCUGCAGGAUUGCGUGCAGUUAAACCAGUACAAGCUGAAAGAUGAGAUUGGGAAGGGUUCCUAUGGAGUUGUUAAACUUGCAUACAAUGAAGAUGACAACACCUACUAUGCAAUGAAAGUCCUUUCUAAAAAAAAGUUAAUAAGACAGGCUGGAUUUCCACGUCGCCCCCCACCCCGAGGUGCCAAAGUAGCCCCACAAACCUCGGCGCAACCCAAAGGGCCGCUGGACAGCGUGUACCAAGAAAUUGCCAUUUUGAAAAAGUUGGAUCAUCCGAACAUUGUCAAUCUGGUUGAAGUGCUUGAUGACCCCAGUGAGGACCAUUUGUAUAUGGUCUUUGAGCUUAUGAAGCAAGGUCCUGUGAUGGAGGUCCCAACGGAUAAACCUUUGACAGAAGAACAAGCUCGAUUCUACUUUCAAGGCUUGAUCAUGGGAAUUGAAUUCUUGCACUAUCAGAAGAUCAUUCAUCGUGACAUUAAACCAUCCAAUUUGCUAGUCGGAGAGGACGGGCAGAUUAAAAUAGCUGACUUUGGAGUCAGCAAUCAAUUUGAGGGAACUGAUGCACUUCUGACAAGCAGCGUAGGCACUCCUGCAUUUAUGGCUCCAGAGACCAUUUCAGAAUCCAGGAAAAAUUUUCAUGGCAAGGCCUUGGAUGUUUGGGCAAUGGGCGUGACAUUAUACUGCUUUGUUGUGGGACGUUGCCCAUUCAUGGAUGACCAAAUACUGAGUUUACAUAAUAAAAUUAAGAACCAAUUGGUGGAAUAUCCAGAACACACGAGACCAGUGCUUUCUGAAGAGUUGAAAGACCUAAUUUUAAAAAUGUUGGACAAAAACCCAGAAACCAGGAUCACAGUUCCGCAGAUCAAGUUGCACCCAUGGGUGACCAAACACGGAGUUGAGCCACUCCCCACGGAAGAUGAGAAUUGCACUCUUAUUGAGGUGACCGAAGAGGAGGUGGAGAAUUCUGUCAAACAUGUCCCUAGCCUGGCUACUGUGAUUCUAGUCAAAACAAUGCUUCGAAAGCGUUCCUUUGGGAAUCCCUUUGAUGGAAACAAGCGGGAAGAGCGGUUUAUGUCGGCUACAGGGAACCUUGUAAAAAACAAGUUAUCAGGAAAUGUGAAAUACUACUAUUUGCAUAGUAGCCAAAGGAAGCAAGCCAGUGGAGAUGGUCUGAAGAGUGGUGACCUGCCAGAAGUAGGGGAGGAUGCUGUACUAUCAUGAAGCUAUCUGUGGUAAUGGAGUUUAUGCAUGUUCUUUGCACUCCCCAACAAGGCUGAAUCGGCUGUGGCCAUUGGCCGACCCACCAGCGAUCAGGAGGUGAAGGCUUUCCGAGGCCAGGAGGGGGCAGUGGACUCGUAGCAAAGUAUAUGGCCUUUGUGAAUUUUGCAUGAAAAACGCUUUGAAACAUUUCAUUAAUAACUGUGUUGCAGGUAACGCAGGCUUAAGGUAUUGAAAUAUUUAACACACAUCUACAAGUAUUCAAUCACUUUUAACAUUUUAAGUAUGAGAAAUGCAUUUUUUAACAAUCUUGUGUUGUGGUGCAUUUAAUUGCAGUAUCGGUGUCAUUAGUUAUAGCUGUUCUGAUGUCCUGAAAUAUCCUCUUGGGAGACUUAGGAACAUUUAGAUACUUGAAAAAGUGGUUUUAAUGCCAUAACAUCACUUAAGAUGCAUAUUCUAAAAUGUUUACAAUGCUACAUUACAUUAAGGUCUGCUUAAUCAAGGUAAAAUGCUGUCUAGAUUUAUAAUUUGAUAAAUAGUCUUUUAAUAUUUAAACAAAACAAUUGCAAUAUCAGGAAGGAAAUAAUGUAUUAUAUCAGCAGUCUGGUUUGCAUAGAGUGUGUAGUUGUGUUUUGUUUAUUUUGCUUGGUUUAAAAAGUAUCCUUUAAGCUUUAACGUGACUAGCCAAAGUAUUUGAACGCUGUACUUAGUCUUUUUGUUCUUAAUAAUUGCCAUAAAAAGUCCACCUUUUUCUGCAAAAGUGCUAACCCUCCAAGCUAUGGGUUGGAGAGCUGGAUUACUUAACUACCUUUGCUUGAUGCUUAUAGAGCACACAAUCUGCAAUCUAAAUAUUCAUUGCUGUAACCCGGAUCAAUAUGCCGUAGUUCUUCAGGUGGUCGCAUACAGACAUAUUAGGAGAUUUUGGUUAGUCGCCUGAUUUUAUGGGUAAAUUUCCUAUAUUCUAUCGGGCAUUCUUUUUUUUGUUACACGAUAAACUGUUAGAUUUGUUCACAAAAUUCCAAGUGCAAAAAAAAAUCUAGACAUGCAAACAUUUCUUAAAUGAAAAUGGACGAUGUUUUUUCUAUGAGGCAAGUAGAAACUCUAAGGUACUCACUGGGAUUUAGUUUGUUAAUGAGUUGCUUUUAGAACAGGACAUGUCGGCCUUUUCAUAUGAACUCCCCUCUUCCCCCCCACCACCACCACCAUGUGAAUUGGAUUCAGAGUACUGUACAGCAUUGGUGCUAGGAAUACUGAUCUGUCAUUAAUGUAAAGUAGUCUGACAGUGACUAAAAUUGGAGCCAUUUGUUGAACAUUUUCUACUUAGAGAAAAAUGAUACUUCCCUAUAAGCUGUUGUGGAUUCUCAUAUACUUGGGUAUUGUACUUGCAUAGGAAGUUAUUAAUCCUAUUUAAAAAAAAGUAGUAAAUGUAUAACCUAGACAGAAAUAUUAUUGCUAUUGUUCAGUAUUAUUAUUGAAAUAUUAUUACCUAUUCAGAAUACAUUGCUGUAUAACUACGUAAAAAUCUGUGUUUGGGUGUGAAUUCUCUGUUCACACUUCAAAGACAAAGGUGGCCUUUUUCUUCUGGGGUGUUGGGAUGGAGGGAGGGAGUGAAGGAAAGAUAGACAAGUUUUCCAGUUCGUGAAAUCAAAGCUGUGGAUAUACCAAAUUUUAGACAUUGCAAAAUGUCAUUUGGCCUGGCACUUAACUUAAAAUAUGCUGCUACUGACAGUUUUAUAGAACAGACAAGUAUUUGUCAACAUUUGUACACGUGUGAAACUUGUAAUUGCUAUUGUUGGGAUCAGUUAGUGCACAGUUAAAUUGAGUGCUCCCUAACAUGCACUAAUCUAUUUCUUGAUAACGUGACCACUGUGCUUUGGAUUUUUCGAGGUGAAACUUUGACCUGAUCUUUCGUUACCAAUCGUUUUCUAUGAAUGAAUAGAUUAAGUGAAUUAAAAACAUUUCAUGUCUGGGAUUUAGCCGAUGCAUUAUUACCUUGAAGGUGGAUGUGCUGCAGUUAAGAAUAUGGUCACCCUUUUAAUUUAGAUUGUGAUAAACUUGAUUUGAAAACAAUGCGAAAACGUAUGAGGGCCUACAAAAAAAUGCAAUCAAAGAAUGUUUUUAAGUCAUUCAAGUCUUGAGGUUUUAUUGAUGUGCUGAAUUUACAGACACACAAGGCAAUUGUAAAAAGCUAUUUAUAUGCAUUGAGCAAGAUGAUUUCAUUAAUAAACACAUGAAUUUAUUCAUGAACAUCAGUGUAUUUGAUUUUAAAUAAAUUGUAUAAAGUUGA